UGAUCAUCAAGCUGCUGCGAUCCGGAAGAGGAAGGUGUUAACGAUGAUAUCAGUGGUCGCUUCGAUGACUAACUUACGUGUCGACUUCCGGCUAAUCGUGCAACAAAUCGCCUCCCUCAUAGAUAGUGCCGACUCCCGAAAGCCUUAAAGCGAGCACUUCCAACAGCACAAUUCUCUCGUACGACCCAUAUCAUUACCGCCUCGCCACUGACUCUUUCUGUUGCAUACGAGCAUGUCCUCCGACGCUCUCUUGACCCAGAUCUUAGCCCAACUUAGCGCACUUCAGGUCUCACAGCAGACCCUACAGGCUAAAUUGGAUGCGUUUACCACCCCCGCUCAAGUUGGAAGUCCACUAAGUCAUGGGACUCCUAUCACAGGCCACCAUGAUUCACCACUUUCACCAACAUUACUGCUAUCACCUUCCUCUUCCUUGAGCAAAGUCCACCUGGCUUCAUCAUCGCCGGCAAGCACUCCAACAGAUCACAAUCUGACUGAUAAAGAGCGAGAGAAGGCUCUGUACCCAGGGAGAGUGCUUUUGACUACUCAUCCUGACCAACAUGGAAUCAAACCUUUCCCAUUACAAUGGGGUGCACCUGAUCCUUCCGUGAGAGGACCUGUGAUCUGUUCACGUUUACCUUCCUCAGUCAAGCAACGCAACGCUAUUGGUGCCCACUCCGGUUCAUAUUCGAUUUAUCGCGCCCUUGCUAUAGCUAUGGGAACUCUCGACCCCACUCAUAAACCAGAUUACUCUAUGACAGAGCCGCCUGUGCCUAUUCCUCCGCAGCCUGCAUGGUCAGACCCACACAAGAUCGUUUCUUUUGACCCCUGGGGACACCUUGUGCCUCAGAUUUAUAGAAAAGAGGUCGAUGAACUUGGACUCGAUGUUCGUCCCAGUAUAGCAGUUACGAAGGCGCACAUCAAACUCAGUGAAAUUGAUGAGACUGCGAGGAAGGGCGAGCUUGAGGUGGACGGCAAGAUUGUAUUAGCCACGCGUCCUCUCAAAAAUGUCGAUGGAACGGAGAGUGAGGCUUAUUCUGGUGUAGAAAUUACGACCAGUAAAGCGGCCGUUGAGCCAGUAUGGUAUCUGCCUGGCGUCGCUGAACGUUUUGGGAUAUCCGAGAGCCUGCUUCGCCGUGCUCUUUUCGAAGACACUGGAGGAAUGUAUCCUGAAUUGAUUACCCGCCCCGAUAUCAAGGUCUUCCUCCCUCCUAUUGGCAAUUUGACAGUUUACAUUUUUGGAAACCCUGCCUUCCUGGCUGAUGAGUCUAAGGAACUGACCUUGCGUGUACACGAUGAAUGUAAUGGUUCUGAUGUCUUUGGAUCCGACAUUUGCACCUGCAAACCUUACCUGGUCUUUGCAAUCGAAGAGUGUAUCCGUUGUGCCCAGAGAGGCGGAGUAGGCCUUGUAGUGUACUUCCGCAAAGAGGGCAGAGCGCUAGGUGAAGUCACAAAGUACUUGGUCUACAAUCUCCGGAAGCGUGGUGGCGACUCUGCCGACAAGUACUUCAAGUCCACGGAGCUUAUUGCAGGUGUGAAGGACAUGCGAUUCCAAGCACUCAUGCCGGACGUGCUACACUGGCUUGGCAUCAAGAAGAUAGAUAACAUGGUGUCCAUGAGCGAUAUGAAAUACAACGCCAUCGUCCAAUCCGGAAUUCCAAUUUUGAAGCGGUACGAUCUGCCAGAGCAUCUUAUCCCGCCGGACUCGCGUGUUGAAAUUGACGCCAAAAUUGCUGCGGGAUACUUUACUAGUGGGAAGCCAAUCACCGAGCAAGACUUGGUCAAGACAGUUGGUAGGACUUGGGAAGAAACAGAGCAUUAGAGACAAAUAGAAGAUAACGCGUGGCCCAUGUAUUUUCAACAACACUUCGGGUUA
Suillus bovinus is the source of this 1873-nucleotide messenger RNA. Its product is annotated as GTP cyclohydrolase N terminal-domain-containing protein. The record is from RefSeq and is a predicted model, not a curated record. The transcript has 9 exons. Gene Ontology annotation, biological process: riboflavin biosynthetic process. Bases 233 to 1819 code for a protein of 528 amino acids. Lineage: Eukaryota; Fungi; Basidiomycota; Agaricomycetes; Boletales; Suillaceae. Gene Ontology annotation, molecular function: GTP cyclohydrolase II activity.